Messenger RNA from Thyridium curvatum, 2391 nucleotides. RefSeq lists its product as uncharacterized. Lineage: Eukaryota; Fungi; Ascomycota; Sordariomycetes; Thyridiales; Thyridiaceae. The transcript has 4 exons. The coding region runs from base 1 to 2391 and encodes 796 amino acids. The record is from RefSeq and is a predicted model, not a curated record. Gene Ontology annotation, molecular function: DNA-binding transcription factor activity, RNA polymerase II-specific; RNA polymerase II cis-regulatory region sequence-specific DNA binding. Gene Ontology annotation, biological process: regulation of transcription by RNA polymerase II.
AUGGAUUCGACAGACCCGCAGGCAAUGUCUGCAGCUUCCCGGCCUAUCAAGGCGAGGAAAAGGCCUCAGUCCAGAGCCUCGACAAGUUCUAUUCACAGCAUCACAACACAGCCGAAUCUUGAACAGGCCUUUGACGCCCAGGAUGUUUACUCUGCCCAAUGGCUCGCCAACGCUCCCGGUCAGCAUGUGCCCGCCAAUCAACAGAUGACCCCCGAGGACAUGAUUCUUCAUGCUGCUUCUCAUCUGCAGACAUCCAGGGAGUUUUCCAUGGACUCAACAAUGACGCAUUCCGCUUCCUUCCACCAGCAUCCGGGCCUCAGCCGCCAAUUGUCAACCGACAACUAUAGUGCCAACAACAGCUUUGCCGACGACAGUCAGAUGCUGGACCGGGAGAUGAAUGAGGAUGGUGAUUCGAUCGCUGGCGGCCCCGUCGCGGCCAAGCCUUCAAGAUCAAGUGCCAACAAUGAAUUGGAAAUGCGCCAACUGUUCUCGUCGAAUAAGCACCGAAGCUUAGGCGACGUUGCUGAAGAGCUUCACGGAAAUGAGCGAGGCCCCAACUCGGAACGCACCCGCCAAGUUUUUGCUAUGCUCUGGAUCAACCAGGUUUGCUCAAAGGGCAAAGGCUCCGUCCCCCGAGGCAGAGUCUAUGCAAACUAUGCAUCAAGGUGUGCCACAGAACGUAUCACCGUUCUCAACCCAGCCAGCUUCGGCAAGCUUGUGCGAGUUCUGUUCCCGGGGCUCAAGACCAGGCGGCUAGGCGUUCGCGGCGAAUCUAAAUAUCAUUAUGUCAAUUUCUCCCUGAUGGAGGAACAGCCGGAUGUGAGGGAAGCGCCGGCUCAUCCCCAAGUGCCCUUGACAGAGAGCACUAGCUUUUCGCAAAGCUUCAAUACGCUACCCAACGCGUCAACCAGGCGGCCGGAGAAGGACUCCUUUUCUGCUCCCAGCAACGGACAAGCGGCUGAAGACCCUGCCGCUCGUUUGGGCGAGAUUACUUAUAGCCUGUACAACCAGCCAGACGUUGCCACUGUCGACCAGUUGAACUCGACAACCACGAAGACGACACAACAGCUGCGCUUCGCCCCAGACUCGGAGGAGCCGUUCCAGCAAUCGGAUCCUCUCCUCCUUCCCGGCAUCGAGCCUUUCCUUCCCAGUGGUACCGACCCAGAUGCGGCCAAGUCGCUGACCGCGCUCUAUCGCUCUCAUUGCACCUCGCUCGUCGAGUGCAUUCGGUACUGCAAGGAGAAGACUUUCUUCCACCUUUUCACAUCGUUCCAGGGGACUCUCACCAUGCCUGUUCAGAAGUUGUUUGCCAACCCUGCUGUCGCGCCUUGGAUUGAGGAGUGUGAUUUUGUGCUUUACCAGCGCAUGAUGCGCAUUCUGUCGGGCCUGACGCUCCAGGUGGUGCCUAAGCCUGUCCUUGAUACCCUGCGCAAUGUUUCCGAGAGACUCGUCCCACACAUCCGAGAGUCGUUCCAGGGUCAGCCUCUCCACGUCGUUCGUGCCAAAGAGGCUCCCGCCACCAUCUUCGCAAGCCUGCUUGACCGCACUCUGCGUGUGAAUCUGACAGCACAUGCGGCAGCAAACAUGCUCUCCAACCCGGCUAAUCGAGAUCAGAUGUAUCUCGACUUUAUUCGCAUGGUUCGUGUGCGCAAAGUGGCCGAGUGCGUGCCGUCUCGCGCCAUGGAUGACGUCGUCAACCUACUCCUCACGGAGCUGCGUGAUCUUUUGGACCCAGUCAAUGUUCCUUGGGAGAUCGAAUGCCUCACUCUCCACGGCGACAUGGCUAUGCGGAAUGGCAGGCAGUCGCAACCAGACCUGCCAUCUGAUCCCAGCGCAGCGAAUGUGCUUGAUCGAUGGGUCAACUUCUUGCACUCUCUGCCGGGCCGUUUCCCGUACGCCUCUCAUUCAGACAUUGUGUGGGUUGUGCAACGGGUAGGAACCCAUAUCAUGCGGGAUCUCACCAUCGCCCAAGGUAAGAGCUUCGGGUCCUGGUGGGUGACCAAGUGCUGGGUCGACGAGAUGAUUUCGUUCCUGGCAGAGCAAGGUGGCUUUAUCACGCAAAAGGCGACGCAAGCGGCCCUCGACAUCGCCAAGAAACAGACGUCUAGCAAAGAGAUCAGCCAGCAAGGAUCGAGAUACAGCAGUGGCAGCGACGACUUCAACAUGAACAACGUCUCACAAUCGCAGCCGGACCGGGCGCCAUUUCCAUCGGCACCGGUCCCAAACAACCAGGACGUGUUGGGAAUGAACUCGGCUAGCCACGACGACAGCGGGAUUGGCAUACGUACGCCCGAGGAAGAUUUUCCUAUGGACAAGUUUGCCUUCUCGUCGGCAGAGGCGCAGGAUCUCAUGGUGGACGCGGAUCUGCACCACGAGGUCGCGGCGAUGUGA